Molecule: messenger RNA, 1017 nt
Organism: Cladocopium goreaui
Lineage: Eukaryota; Dinophyceae; Suessiales; Symbiodiniaceae
Source: the annotation of a GenBank genome assembly
AUGGCGCCUGAGGUCUCGCUUGGGUCCAGACGUGACGAGUUUCAAGACAGAGGUUUUCUUCUUUUGAAGGGUUUCGUGUCCAAAGAUGAGUGCGAAAGCAUGAAAAAGAGGAUGAAGGAGCUCGUGGAUGGCUGGGAUCCUCAGCUUGAGACCCCAGCCGCCUUCACUACUGACAGCAAACAGCAAACUGAGAUGCAGGGGAAAUCCGACUAUUUCCUUGACAGUGCUGACCGCAUCCACUUCUUUAUUGAGAAGAGCACGGCAGACAAGGAUGGCAAGCUGAAAGCUGAUCAGAAGAAGUUUGAGGCUUUGAACAAGGUGGGACAUGGCUUGCAUGUCUUGGACCCGGUCUUUAGAGACUACAGCCAGUCGAGUAAGAUUUCAGAGCUGGUUGAGGAGUUGGGCUGGAAAGAUCCCGUCCUCCCACAGUCAAUGUACAUCUUCAAGCAACCACUGGUUGGUGGGGAAGUCACUUCCCAUCAGGACUCAUCGUUCCUGUACACAACUCCCAGACCCACAUGCUUGGGCUUGUGGUUGGCCUUGGACAAAGCCACUACGGAGAAUGGCUGCUUGUGGGCUAGGCCAGGCUCCCACAAGGAGCCAGUCAGACGUGUGUUUGUCAGAAAUCCGGAACAUUUUGACAACGACAAUAAGAAUGCUCCGCAGUUGGUGUUCGAAGCUCUAGAUGAGGGCAAGGAUCCCGCUUGGCAAUGGGAGGGCAAGAUGCCAGAAGGUCACGAACCACCCAGCCAAGGAUUGAUGGACAGCGGAUUCUGUCCUCUAGAGUGCGAGGCUGGCGAUCUUGUGGUCAUCCAUGGCCAGGUAGACCAUCUUUCGUUGGCCAACACCAGCAACAAGCCGCGGGAAACCUUUCAGCUACAUUUGGUGGAAGGGCCUGCCGAAGGAAUUACAUGGAGCCCUAGGAACUGGCUCCAGUACCCUCUCGACAAGAAAUUUCCGUCCCUCAGCAAGAAGCGCAAGGCGUGGCCAGAUGUGCAGGUUGCCAUUUCAGUGUGA